Molecule: messenger RNA, 3855 nt
Organism: Hemiscyllium ocellatum (epaulette shark)
Lineage: Eukaryota; Metazoa; Chordata; Chondrichthyes; Orectolobiformes; Hemiscylliidae
Product: sodium- and chloride-dependent transporter XTRP3A-like
Exons: 11
Coding region: 281-2050 (589 amino acids)
Biological process (GO): sodium ion transmembrane transport
Cellular component (GO): plasma membrane
Molecular function (GO): L-proline transmembrane transporter activity
Source: RefSeq, a predicted model, not a curated record
AGGCACCUUCGGGGAAAUAUUGCUUUGUCCUCACUGUCCCUGACCCACUGGGGGGGGAGAGAGAACGAGAGAGAGAGAAACACCCUGUUUUCACCCUGAAUUUUUUUCACCCAACAGUGCACUGUUGUCGUGGUUAAUAAGAUUAAAGAUUAAACAGCUGAUUUAUUUUUUUUCUGGUCUGUGAUAAAUUCCUAGAGAUUGUUCUUUUACAACUUUGCACGGACUCAGCAGCGUUUAAAGACAGCUGACGGGGAGCAGAGAGUCACAGUGCAGUGCAGCCAUGGAGGAGGUGAGACCAUCGUGGGACAAUCCUUUACAGUUUGUAUUUGCCUGCAUUUCCUUUGCAGUGGGACUAGGCAAUGUGUGGCGCUUUCCAUACUUGUGUCAAAUGCAUGGAGGAGGUGGAUUUUUAAUUCCUUACAUGAUCAUGUUAGUCGUGGAAGGGCUGCCUUUGUUUUACCUGGAAUUGACUUUGGGCCAAUUGAUGAGGCAAGGAAGUAUAGGAGCAUGGAAGACAGUUAAUCCAUAUUUGGUUGGUGUUGGGAUAGGAAGUCUGGUGAUAUCAUUUCUGGUGUGUGUCUACUACAAUGCAAUUGUGUCCUGGAGUCUUUGGUAUCUGUUCCAUUCGUUUGAGAACCCUCUGCCAUGGGCACACUGUCCAUUAAAUGCAAACAACACUGCAAUCCUGGAAGAAUGUGCAAAGAGUUCACCCACUGAAUUCUUCUGGUACAGAAAGACAUUAAAUAUUUCUCCCACCAUUGAUGACACAGGGACAUUGCACUGGGGGCUUUUGCUGUGUCUGAUCCUCUCCUGGCUUAUAGUUUACCUCUGUAUCAUUAGAGGAACAGAAUCAACUGGCAAGGUGGUCUAUGUAACAGCUUGCUUUCCAUAUUUCGUGCUGAUAAUUUUUCUCAUUCGAGGGGUAACACUACAUGGAGCAGGAAAUGGCCUCGUUUACAUGUUCACUCCAAAGGUGGAGCAGCUGAUGAACCCGAAAUCUUGGAUUGAUGCGGCUACCCAGAUUUUCUUCUCGCUCGGCCUGGGCUUUGGGAGUCUGAUUGCGUUUGCCAGUUACAACCAGAAAAACAACAACUGUGAGAAACAAGCAGUUAUCAUUGCUUUAAUUAACAGUCUGACAUCCGUGUUUGCCAGCGUUGUCACUUUUGCCAUAUAUGGUUUCAAAGCUACAUAUAAUUAUGAAAGCUGUCUUGAAAGAAUGGUGUUACUUCUAACAAACACUUUUGACCUGGAAGAAACAGCAGUACAAACGGACACUCUUGAUGACUGGAUAAUUUUCCUGAAUUCAACACAACCGAACAAAUUUGCAACAAUUGCAUCACAGAUUGAAAAAUGUGACCUUCAGUCCCACUUGGACACGGCUGCAGAAGGGACUGGGCUCUCAUUUAUAGUCUUCACUGAAGCCAUUGUGAACAUGCCUGGGCCAUCUCAGAUCUGGUCGAUAUUGUAUUUUCUGAUGCUCCUGAUGUUGGGCAUCGGUAGUAUGCUGGGGAACGCCGCUGGUGUCAUCACUCCACUCAGCGACAUGAAGAUCAUUUCCAAAUAUCUGCCAAGAGAGGUCAUGAUAGGGAUUGUGUGUCUCGUAGCUUGUGUUAUUGGGCUUGUGUUUAACAUUGGAUCAGGGAAUUAUUGGUUCUCCAUAUUCAAUGACUAUGCAGCGACCUUGGCCCUUCUGGUGAUCGUUUUGGUGGAAGUCAUUGGGAUCUGCUACAUCUACGGGCUAAGAAGAUUUCGGAAAGACAUUGAAAAGAUGAUGGGACGCAAACCAAACUGGUACUGGGUGGUCACCUGGGUUUUCGUAAGCCCUGUUUUAAUCAUAGGUCUCGUGAUUUUUUACAUUGUUGACUACAGCAUAACAGGAACACUAACGUACACUGCCUGGAAUGCAGCUGAGGGGCAUUCGGUGAAGCUGGAAUAUCCUCCUUACGCUCUGGCUGUUAUUGGACUCCUGGUGUCCGUUUCCACAGUUUGCAUUCCUCUGGCUGCAUUAGUUACAUACAUAAAGAAGAAGCUCCAAAGGGAGAAAUAUUAGGGUUAAAACGCUAACUUGGAUGCCAAAAAAAACCCAAUACCCUUAAAUGUCCAUCCCUUCUAGGCUCCUUGAACACUACCCUAUUAUUAUUUUAAAUACGUUUUUGAUCAUAUUUUUAUUACAAACCACACGUUCAAGAAAAUGUGAAGGAUACAAUUUCUGAAGAAGGGUGCUUUUUUUUUUCUUUUUUUUGAAAGAAAAGGAAGAUGGUAUUUUAAAUGUUGUUCUAUCCCUAGAUCAACAAAAGGGAACUUUCCCCAUACCCUAGACAAUUGACACUUUAUGAAGCCAGGAGCAGCAAACGUUUGUUGUAAUUCUUGGAUUUAACCAGGUGGUAACCAAGUAAAUGCACCCACCAUUUCAGGUAGCUCAAUAAAUUAGCUCCUCAUUGAUCCACCCUUUUUUUUUGCUGAUUUUUUUUUCAAAAGAUCUGAUGUUUUGAGUCUUCAGCCAGCUUUUUGGUCACUUUGGUGAUAGGACUCUUGCCAUUGAUAACAAUUUGUGACUUGUAUCACUCCCAUCCCCUAAGAUACAGAAGCAUUCUGUGUUUAUGUGUAGCAACACCUAGACGUCAUCUUGCAGUCAGAAAUGGCAUUGUGGCAUCUGAUCAUCUCCAACCAGCGUGAAUCUAACCAUCUCCCUUUGAUCUCCAGUGGUAUUAUCUUUUCUGAAGUCCCCCAGCAUCAACAUCCAGGCUUGCUACUGAUUAGAAACUCAACUGGACCAGCCAUGGAACGACAGUGGUUACGAGAGCAGGUAGAGGCUAGGACUUGUGAAGUAACCCAUCUCCUGAUUUUCCCCAAAGCCUGUCCACCAUCGACAAGGCACAAGUCAGGAGAGAGAUGGAAUACUCCCCACUUCCCUGGAUGGGGCCAGCUCCAACAACACUCAAGAAGCUUAACACCAUCCAGGACAAAGCAGCCCGCUUGAUUGGCACCAUAUCUACAAAUGUCCACUCCUUCCACCACCAACACUAAGUCGCAGCAGUGUGUACCAUCUACAUGAUGCACUGCAGAAACUCAACAAGACUCCUUAGAUGGCACCUUCCAAACCUGUGACCUCAAGCAUCUAGGAGGAUUAGGGUAGAAGAUACAUGGGAGUACCCACCUGCAAGAUCCCCUCCAGGCAAUGCAUCAUCCUAAACUUGGGAAUAUAUCGUCGUUGCUUCAUUUUCGCCGGGUCAGAAUCCUGGAACUUGCUUCCUGAGCAACACACUGAGUGUAAUCACACUACACAGCGAUUCAAGAGGGUGGUUCUCCAUCACUUUCACAUGCUCUUCGGCAGUGGAUGCUAGGUGAGCCAGUGACACCCACAUUCCAAGAAAAACUUCCAAGAAUUCGCUCGCAACUUUGAAACGCUUUGCGAAGCCGUUGCACGAUGGAGUUUUUGGGUGUUUGAAUCGAGUCAGUAUUUUUGUUUUUUUUUUGAAAAGACUGUCUUGGUUAAGUCUGACCAAGUUUCAUUAUGAUGUUUCAAUGCUGAAACCUAUGUUUAACAACACCGUUCCUGCUCUAAUUGGUGGGGACUGGACUAUUGUUGGAGUUCCAACUGAUCCAAACAGAAUUGACAGACCCAACUGUCAUUGGCUACUGAGAAAAGAUAGCAGAGUAAUUUGAAUUUUGUCUUUUGGUUCCCAAGCCGACUGUAAUUAGGAGGCCUUUAUGGGGAGCCCUGUGAGUCUGCAUGGUAAUGUUUCAACACUUGUGUUGACAGGUUGUUAAAGUAGAGAAUAUAAUAUACUGUAAAUAAACUGUUAAUAACUGGACGGAUCUAUGCAUCUAUUCAUUGCAAUUUGUAAUAAAUUU